Molecule: messenger RNA, 3541 nt
Organism: Astyanax mexicanus (Mexican tetra)
Lineage: Eukaryota; Metazoa; Chordata; Actinopteri; Characiformes; Acestrorhamphidae
Gene: atp6v1b2b
Product: ATPase H+ transporting V1 subunit B2
Exons: 14
Coding region: 92-1621 (509 amino acids)
Biological process (GO): ATP metabolic process; proton transmembrane transport
Cellular component (GO): proton-transporting V-type ATPase, V1 domain
Molecular function (GO): proton-transporting ATPase activity, rotational mechanism; ATP binding
Source: RefSeq, a predicted model, not a curated record
GAGCUGCUGUCACGACCCGCAGCAGCAGCAGCAGCAGCUAGCGGAGAUAACGGCUAAGCUAACGGCUAAGCUAAACUAAAGCGGAGCAGUCAUGAAGGCGCUGCGGGGAAUGGUGAGCGGAGCCGUGAGCGAGAUUUCCUCGGCUGUAAGCGGACACAGACCCGCCGCGGCCCGGGAGCACGCCCUGGCGGUCACCCGGGACUACAUCUCCCAGCCCAGGCUCACGUAUAAAACUGUGUCUGGUGUCAACGGCCCCCUGGUGAUUUUGGACCAAGUGAAGUUUCCCAGGUACGCUGAGAUCGUCCACCUCACCCUUCCUGAUGGAACUCAGCGCAGUGGGCAGGUGCUGGAGGUCACCGGCUCAAAAGCUGUUGUCCAGGUAUUUGAGGGAACAUCAGGAAUCGAUGCCAAGAAGACGAGCUGUGAAUUUACCGGAGACAUUCUGCGCACUCCAGUAUCAGAGGACAUGCUGGGCCGUGUUUUCAACGGAUCAGGAAAGCCGAUCGACCGAGGCCCCACUGUCUUGGCGGAGGAUUAUUUAGACAUUAUGGGCCAGCCCAUCAACCCACAGUGUCGUAUCUACCCAGAGGAGAUGAUCCAGACCGGCAUCUCCGCCAUCGAUGGCAUGAACAGCAUCGCCAGAGGCCAGAAAAUACCCAUUUUCUCUGCAGCUGGUCUCCCACAUAACGAGAUUGCUGCACAGAUCUGUAGGCAGGCUGGUUUGGUAAAGAAGUCUAAAGAUGUGAUGGACUACAGUGAGGAAAACUUCGCCAUUGUUUUCGCUGCCAUGGGGGUCAACAUGGAGACAGCUCGAUUUUUCAAGUCUGACUUUGAGGAGAACGGCUCCAUGGACAAUGUCUGCCUGUUUCUGAAUCUUGCCAACGAUCCAACAAUUGAGCGUAUCAUCACUCCCCGCUUGGCGCUGACUGCUGCUGAGUUCUUGGCCUAUCAGUGUGAGAAGCAUGUCCUGGUGAUCCUGACGGACAUGAGCUCCUACGCUGAGGCUCUGCGAGAGGUGUCAGCCGCCAGAGAGGAGGUGCCAGGCCGACGAGGUUUCCCCGGGUACAUGUACACUGACCUGGCUACUAUCUAUGAGCGAGCCGGGCGCGUGGAGGGACGCAACGGAUCCAUCACUCAGAUCCCCAUUCUCACCAUGCCUAACGACGAUAUUACACAUCCUAUUCCUGAUUUGACUGGAUACAUCACAGAGGGACAGAUCUAUGUGGACAGACAGCUUCACAACAGACAGAUUUAUCCUCCAAUCAACGUGCUUCCCUCUUUGUCUCGAUUGAUGAAAUCCGCUAUUGGAGAGGGGAUGACGCGCAAGGACCACUCAGAUGUGUCCAAUCAGCUGUACGCAUGCUACGCUAUCGGGAAGGACGUGCAGGCAAUGAAGGCCGUGGUGGGAGAAGAGGCUCUAACUCCUGAUGAUCUGCUGUACCUGGAGUUCCUGCAGAAGUUUGAGAAGAACUUCAUCUCUCAGGGUGCGUACGAAAACCGGACUGUGUACGAAACCCUCGAUAUCGGCUGGCAGCUGAUGAGAAUCUUCCCCAAGGAGAUGCUGAAGAGGAUCCCUCAGAGCACACUGGCAGAGUUCUACCCCCGAGACUCCAAACACUGAGCUUCCAUACUUUCAUUCUUCUAGCUAUCUAUCUAUCUAUCUAUAUUCUCUCUAUCUGUAUUCUCUCUAUCUGUAUUAUUUCUAUCUCUAUAUUGUCUCUAUCUAUAUUCUCUCUCUGUUAUCUUUCUCUUCUUGAUGUUGUGUACCCUGCAUCAACUCUGCCUUCCAACAUCUCUCUCUCGUACAAACACACACACACACUCUGGAUGUCUUAUCUUAUCGUUCUGAUCUCUGAUUGGGAGUCUGAGCGUCGUACUUCAUGCUUUUUCCCUGCUGCUUUCUGCUCUCUGAUCUUCUUGUUCUGUAAAUUUGUUGUGAAUAUCGUCGCUGUUCUGAGAUCUGUGCUGCUGCGUAACGUGUGGGAACAUAAAAACACACAAAUAGUCUAUAAUGGAAACUUUAUUAGUCCUUUAGUGGACAGAAUGGUUUGCGCCACCAUUGGUUAAUAACACACUUUUCAGUAUCACAACUGGAGAUCACCACUACAGUGCUGCAGUUAUUGUUAAAGGUCAUUUAAUAAAAAAAAUAUAUAUAUGGUGGGUUUGGUGUGAGAUGUUUCAGUCCAGAGAAAUGGUGAAUGUUGAUUAGAAGCAGAGGUCCUUUUAUUUUAUUGUAUUUAUUUAUUUAUUUAUUUUUUCAUUUAUAUAUUAGAAAAGCCUUUUCCAUGUAUUUAGUGUCAAAAAUGUAAAGUGAUUAUCCAUUAAUUUUAUACCAGUUUUAUGUGAAAUAUUCAUUAUGUUAAAACAGCAGUAAAUAGUGUUUACUUCAUAUUCUAUUUUGCCUUAUAUAUAUAUAUAUAUAUAUAUAUAUAUAUAUAUAUAUAUAUAUAUAUAUAUAUAUAUAUAUAUAUAUAUAUAAUCAGCCAAUAGAUAAUAUACUAAUAAUAUUAAUAAUAUUAAUAGUAUUUAUUUAAAGAAUAUAUUAAAAUAUAUAGACAAUGUUGUCAGCAUACAUGUGCACAUUAUAUAGAACCUUCUUUUAAAAACUAUUGUUAGCUGCCAAUUAUUAUUAUUAUGUAUUUUUACAAUGUAGCUAUUUUAAAUUUUAUAAUUUUGACAAUACUUUCUCUUAGAGUGGAGCAUUUCACACCACCUUUUGCCUACGUUGGAAAAAAACAAUUUAUAAUUAUGCAGAUUUUAUUUAUUUAUUUUUUAUUUUUUGGUGGAUCUCCCAUUUAAAGCUGGUUGGGUGACAUAAUUAUGGAAUAUAAAUAAUCGUUAAUCUUUAAGUGAAUCUGUUACGAGUGUAAGAACUGCGGCCUGACUUGUGUUACCAAACACACACACACACACGCGCGGUGUGGUGUGUAUGAUGUUGCUGUACGCUUGUAGAAAAGCCAUAUGUACCAGUAAUACUUGCACAUGGUGGCGCUGUAUACUUCAUCUUAAAACUGAGCAAUAUUGGUUCAAUAUUGGUUAUUUUACAGUAUUCUAUUGUUUAUUAAUAUUAUUAUUAAUACUAUGGUUUGUAACACUAACACAUUUUUUUUUUAUUUGUACGCCUUUGUUUUACUCAUCAGGCCUUGUUCUGUAAGAUGAUUGGUUGGAAAUUGUUGUUAAAUAUUGUCUGAAAGCUGAGAAAAUAUUUUCUGAGAGUGUUUAAUUGCUUUACACAUAAAACGCAAGAAUGUUUUUUUUUUACUUCUGUUAUUUGAAAUUGUUUGUAUUUAUCUGUAUUUAUUCAUUUGUGUUAUAAAUAUGUUUUUGUAUUUAUUGAUUGAUUUAUAAAACUUGUGCCAUGGUUUCAGUGCGCUGCUUACCUCCGCCCUUCUUAAGUCAAUGUGUGCCACAGUGAAAUAUGUAAUACCUCAUGCGAAUUUCAUAUAAAUGAAUGUUUUUUUUUUUGUUGUUGAAUGCAUGACAAUAUUGUGAAUCGUUUGUAAUUUGUCCGAUCUGUGGAAUAAACUCUAAAUGAUCUCAA